GUGUGGCCCUGGAGAAAGUAUAGAAAGGAGCUGCCUGUCCCAGACAGGAAGAGGGAAGAGCCCAUUGCGGUCCUGUGUCCCAAUAGUCUGGAGAAACUAAGCCUUCUGAGACAGAUUUAUAACUGGUAAAGGGGUCACUGGACUAAAGACAAUGGCUUGGUGGAAAGCUUGGGUUGAGCAAGAAAGUAUCUCCGUGAAAGGGAUCCCUAACUUUAACCCUGAACCUGACGCUGAAACACUGUACAAGGCCAUGAAAGGAAUUGGAACCAAUGAGCAGGCCAUCAUCGAUGUCCUCACCAAGAGGAGCAAUGCCCAGCGGCAACAGAUCGCCAAAGCAUUCAAGGCUCAGUAUGGAAAGGAUCUGACUGAGACCUUGAAAUCUGAACUGAGCGGCAAGUUUGAGAGACUCAUCAUUGCCCUCAUGUACCCACCAUACAAAUAUGAAGCUAAGGAAUUACAUGAUGCCAUGAAGGGUAUAGGAACCAAAGAGGGUGUCAUCAUUGAGAUCUUGGCAUCUCGGACCAAAUCCCACCUUAGGGAAAUCAUGAGAGCUUACGAGGAAGAAUACGGUUCUAACUUGGAAGAAGAUAUUAAAUCAGACACCAGUGGCUACUUGGAGAGAAUCCUGGUCUGCCUUCUACAAGGCAGCAGGGAUGAUGUAAGUGGUUUUGUGGAUCCAGGCUUGGCAGUCCAGGAUGCUCAGGACCUCUAUGCAGCUGGAGAAAAGAUACGGGGUACUGAUGAGAUGAAAUUUAUCACCAUCCUUUGCACCCGGAGUGCCACACACUUGAUGAGAGUGUUUGAUGAAUACCAGAAAAUUGCCAACAAGAGCAUCGAAGACAGCAUUAAGAGUGAGACCCAUGGGUCCCUAGAGGAGGCAAUGCUCACUGUGGUGAAGUGCACCCGGAACAUUCACAGUUACUUUGCAGAGAGACUGUACUAUUCCAUGAAGGGAUUAGGAACUCGGGAUGGUACCCUGAUCCGAAAUAUUGUUUCAAGGAGUGAAAUCGACUUAAACCAAAUCAAGUGUGAGUUUAAGAAGUUAUAUGGAAAGUCUCUUUCUAGCAUGAUCAUGGGAGACACUAGUGGAGACUACAAGACAGCUCUGCUGAAUCUGGUGGGAAGCGACUCCUGAAGCUUCCAGACAUGGAAGAGAAAUGCCAGAGAAGGGAAUUAGGUGGAAAUCCACACACUACAGGACACCAUUGGUGCCAAUACUGGGGAAUUAUACCCAAUAAGCUUUUAUUUUGGAAGUUUCUAUGUUCUUUGCGUUUUGUUUUGUUUUAUUUUUACAAGACCUCCAGUCCUUUUGAGCUUGUAUCUCGGGCAGGCGACACCAAGCAUCCCUCACAUAUAAGCUGUCAAUCUAUCCACCUUCAUCCUUGCACAAUUUCCACAACAGAAGCUAGUCCAGGCUGUAUGUCAGGCUGAAUAAGGGGCCCACACAAUAAGAACUUGGUAUUAAAUAGAAGCCCAAUGCCACGGGGUCUUUGACAGCCCUCAGAUAAGCAAUGCUCUGAGUGAAACUAGCAGGAAAUACUAAAUUUGGACAAUCGAAUUAAAUCCAUUUAAUUCAAGGCAAAUUCUCACAAUUAGGCAUGACUGAAAACAGAACAGAAUUAUAACGACUUGGAACAUUUUGAAAUUAUCACCAGUAUUUUUUUUUAAUCCAUCAUCUCUAGAAAUCCUGGUGGAAACUAAAUUUCAUGAGCUGGAAAGCUUAUGCGAAUCAAUACCUGCCAAAUCAUGUGCUCCUGGGGCCUGAAAGGAGGGUAGGGGUAGAGCAGAGAAAGUGGUAGCUCCAGCUACCUUUAGCCAUCCUUGACAGCAAUUCGAUUCUGAGGAUGGCUGACUGUGUUUAUGACUUUACAAUAGGUGGCACUCUCUGCCUGGAGAAAUUCUGAAUUCUUUGUUGUAUUUGUAUAUUAAAACCUAAAUGGCUUUGGGUUUGGAGUAAUCACUCAACUGGGAGCUCUUUGGACUUGUCAGUAGAAAUAAGAGGGGACUAAUGAAAUGCUAAGAGGCAUUAGGAAUCCUCUGAACACCUGAUUCUGUACGUGGUCUCUCUGCCUCUAGAAGCUCUCACAGGUAUGAUUUCCAUUUACCUCAUCUAUUAUAACAGUUUAGACUCAGCCAUCUCUUACCUCCUUUAAUCCUCACAACCACCCAGAAGGGAAAGGGGGCAAUCAGCAUUCUCUCCCUUUUAUUGUUGAUUUAUCAAUAAAAUUUAUCAAUAAAAGGGAAAGAAUGCUGAUUGCCCCCUUUCCCUUCUGGGUAGUUGUGAGGAUUAAAUAGACUCAGAAACUGGAUAUCUUGCCAAAGGACAAGCUCUAAGUCAAUGGUGGAGCCUUAACAAGAAUUCGGGAAUCUCUACUCAAAAGGCACUUUCCACUGCACCAUCCUGUUUCACAAAUAGUACAAAACUUCAAAAAUUUCUGAUGUCAUCAUUAUGCAAUACUCAAGUGUUGAAGCAGCCACAUCAUUUAAAGUCAGACUGGGUUGAUGUCUCCAAGGUGGUACAGAGAAUAGAGCAUCAAACUUAGAGUCAGGAAGACCUGAGUUCAAAUCUAGCCUCAAAUGCUUAGCUGUAUGAGCCUGGGCAAGUCACUUAACCUCUGUCUGCCUCAGUUUCCUCAUUUGUAAAAUGGGGAAGAUAAUAACACUUACCUCCCAAGACUGUUGUGAGGAUUAAUUGAAGUAAUAUUUGUCAAGAGUUUUGCAAACUUUAAGUCAUUACAUAAAUAUUAGCUAUUAUCAUUUAUAUAUGCAUUUAUUUAUAUGUACCUAUUCCAAUUUACUUUAUAUUACUUUUGUACAUAUUUUGUAUAUGUACAUACAUAUAUAUGAAUAAAUGGAUAGACAGAUAGAUAGAUGGAUAGAUAGACAGACAGACAGAUAGAUAUGAACCUGUUGCCUCUCUGAUAGACUGUAAGGGGGUAAGGACAGUUUCAUUUUUGUAUCCAGGAGAUCUAGUACAGUUUGGCAUAUGGACAAUAGAAUUAAAUUGAUUAAUUGAAUGAA
This is a messenger RNA of Monodelphis domestica (gray short-tailed opossum), 3021 nucleotides long. RefSeq names its product annexin A8. Gene Ontology annotation, cellular component: nucleus; cytoplasm; plasma membrane. The record is from RefSeq and is a predicted model, not a curated record. Gene Ontology annotation, biological process: endosome organization; negative regulation of serine-type endopeptidase activity; endosomal transport. Lineage: Eukaryota; Metazoa; Chordata; Mammalia; Didelphimorphia; Didelphidae. Gene Ontology annotation, molecular function: phosphatidylserine binding; calcium-dependent phospholipid binding; calcium ion binding.